Messenger RNA from Mesorhabditis belari, 2772 nucleotides. The record is from the annotation of a GenBank genome assembly. Lineage: Eukaryota; Metazoa; Nematoda; Chromadorea; Rhabditida; Rhabditidae.
AUGUUCGGAAUUCGUCAACGGCGUGUGCCAUCGACUUCCGGUCUCGAGAGCGAGCUCGGUGCUCGUGCUGCUCAGGGGAAAGAAAACUGCGGCAAGUUGAUGGAGUGUGUCUUUAAACAGGGAAGCGAUCUGCCUUGGAAUAAAGUUUUCUACGGUCAUCAUCGAAUGCUGUUCACCACUGAGACGAUUGACAACUUCUCCGAAAAGUCUAUCUCAACUUUGAAUGGUUCUCCGAGUGGGGUGGCACGUGCCAAGUUCCUCGGAAAAUUUGUGGAGAUUGCUGCAUCAAAAUAUUGCUUGGACGGCGUUGUCAAUAAUCGCAGCGGUGAAGCAGCGAGCGAUUUCUUGUAUUUGUCUGGAAACCGAGUCUACUCGACGCUUGAAAGGGAUAACCCAACGAAGCAGAACAUCCGUUCUGGUACCGUUGUGGACACUUGUAUCACGCACCCACAUCAUCGAGAAUUCUACCUGAAUGCCCAUGUUGGAUUGCAAGGAACAGCAAAAACGCCACGCUACACCGCAAUGGCAUAUGAUUUGUGCAUUAUGCACCAAAUCAUGAACAUGCCCACAGCACUUCCAUCUCCACUGCGAAUCGCUGAAGAGUAUGGAAACCGUGGAAAGCAAAUUCUUCUUAAGCACUGAAGGGUAUCGAUCUAUCAGCAAAUCGCCGGCCUCGCGAUGACUAAUAGCAAGGAAAAUCAGGAAAAUGCAGCUCCCAAGCUAGCUUUGGCUUCUACUGAAUUGAAAGAAUGGCCAGGAUUCAUCCAAGAACGAAUAGCUCUUUGGGACAAGCUUAUGCUAAAACACAAAGAAGAGUUGGCUAACAAAAAAUCGGAGCCGAUCAAAAUAACUCUUCCUGAUGGGAAACAGUUUGAUGGUCACUCGUGGAAAACCACACCUAGCGAUAUUGCCCAGAGCAUCAGCAAAAGUUUGGCUGAAAAUGCGGUUAUUGCGAAAGUGAACAAAGAAUUGUGGGAUUUGGAUCGACCAUUUGAAGGUGAUGCCACUCUGCAAAUUCUAAAAUUCGAUGAUGAUGAUGAGGCCAAACAGGUUUUCUGGCAUUCGUCGGCCCACAUUUUGGGAGAAGCACUUGAACGUUUUUGUGGCGGUCACCUUUGCUAUGGGCCUCCAAUCGAAGAGGGUUUUUACUACGAUAUGUGGCAUGAGAAGCAAACUAUUGCCCAGGAAGAUUUUUCAAAACUCGAUGAAAUUGUUAAAUGUGCUGUUAAAGACAAACAAAAGUUUGAAAGGUUGGAAGUUUCGAAAGAAGAUCUUUUGGAGAUGUUCAAGUAUAAUGAGUUCAAGGUGCGUAUUCUCAAAGAAAAAGUUAAAACGCCCACUACAACCGUCUAUCGCUGUGGACCACUAAUCGAUCUUUGUAGAGGACCCCACGUGAGGCACACCGGAAAAAUCAAGGCCAUGAAAGUAACAAAAUCAUCGUCUUCAUAUUGGGAGGGAAAUUGUGAAGCGGAGACUCUUCAACGCAUCUAUGGCAUUUCAUAUCCAGAUUCAAAGCAAUUGAAAGAAUGGGAGAAACUUCAAGAAGAAGCUGCCAAAAGGGAUCACAGGAAAGUAGGCCUUCAACAAGAGCUUUUCUUCUUCCAUCCAUUGAGUCCCGGAUCUUGUUUUUGGUAUCCAAAGGGAGCUUUGAUCUUCAACAAGUUGUGCGAUUUUAUCCGCAAGCAAUAUCGUGAUCGAGGAUUUACUGAGGUGAUCACCCCAAAUAUGUAUAAUUCAAAAUUGUGGGAACAAUCUGGUCACUGGCAACACUACAAGGAUGACAUGUUUACAUUUGUUGUUGAGAAAGAACAGUUUGGAUUGAAACCAAUGAACUGCCCUGGACACGCUUUGAUGUUUGGACACAUGCCUAGAACACAUAACCAGCUACCCUUCAGAUUUGCUGAUUUUGGUGUUUUGCACAGAAACGAAAUGUCGGGUGCUCUUUCUGGCUUAACACGUGUCCGUCGCUUUCAACAAGACGAUGCUCACAUUUUCUGUCGGCGCGAUCAAAUUGGAGCAGAAAUCAAAGCUUGUCUGGAUUUCCUCGAGUUUGCCUAUGAAAAGGUGUUUGGCUUUACUUUUCGGCUUAAUCUUUCCACGAGACCUGAGAACUUCUUGGGAGAAGUUGCUGUUUGGGAUGAUGCAGAAGCCGAACUUCAACGAGCUCUGGAAGAAUCUGGCAGAGUAUGGAAACUCAAUCCUGGAGAUGGAGCUUUUUAUGGACCAAAGAUUGAUAUUACUAUCCAGGAUGCUCUCAAGCGCAAUCAUCAGUGUGCUACUGUUCAAUUGGACUUCCAGAUGCCGCAACGCUUUGAUCUACAUUAUUUUGAUGAAAAGGGUGAGAAACAGCGGCCAGUGAUGAUCCAUCGAGCCGUGCUUGGAUCAGUCGAGAGAAUGACGGCUAUCCUCACAGAAAGCUUUGGUGGCAAGUGGCCAUUUUGGUUGAGCCCUAGACAAGCAAAAGUCAUCACUGUUCAUGAAUCGGUAAAUGAUUAUGCCAAGGAAGUCAAAGAAAAGCUCUACAAGGCUGGAUUUGAAGUCGAGUACGAUGAGGGAUGUGGUGACACUCUGCCCAAGCAAGUUCGGAAUGCUCAACUUGCUCAAUUCAACUUCAUUCUGGUGAUUGGGCAAAAGGAAAAGGACAAUGGCACUGUCAACGUUCGCACUCGCGACAAUGCUGUUCGCGGUGAAGUUCCUGUCGAUCAGCUGAUUGAGAAAUUCGAGCGUUUCAGCCGCGAGUACACUCGAGACACGGAAAGUGCUGGUGAUUUC